Messenger RNA from Caenorhabditis remanei, 318 nucleotides. RefSeq lists its product as uncharacterized. The record is from RefSeq and is a predicted model, not a curated record. NCBI's taxonomy places the organism in Eukaryota, Metazoa, Nematoda, Chromadorea, Rhabditida, Rhabditidae. Bases 1 to 318 code for a protein of 105 amino acids. The transcript has a single exon.
AUGGAAGCGAGAAAAAAGAAACGUCUGGAGCUUCAGAAGAAGUUUGCGAAGGAUCGAAAAGAGAGAAGACGGGAAAAGGAACAGAGAAAGUUGGAAGAAGGAAGAGGUCGGAAGUUUAUGGAAAGAGAAAGAAAAAAGAAAGAACAAGAAGCGAAAGAAUCAAAAAAGAAAUUGAACAAAAAUGAUGUUUGGAAACAAAAAUGGGAUGAACAAGAGGAGGUUUUCAAGAAGUGGAAAACGGAACAGGGGGAUGAUCUGAAAGAAAAAGAAGAAGCGAAUGAGCAAGAGAUGGAAAAUGAUGGGGGAAAUGAGGCUUGA